UUUGUGACAUUUAAAAAUGGCUGCUAUUGGAUUUGCAGACGAACUUGUUAGAGAUUAUUUGUUGUAUCGCGGUUUUCUUGGUGCUCUCAAGGCUUUUGAUGCCGAACUGAAAACGGAUAAAGAUCGUGGGUUUCGUGCAGAUAGAAUAGUGGAACAUCUUACUUCUUGUAUCAGUAGCCUGGACCUGAGUGCCUUGCGAGAAGCAUGGAGUCACUUAGAUUUAAGAAUUUUCUCAAGACUUGAACAUUCAUUCCUUUCCUCAGCCAAAAAAUUGGAAACUGCAUUGUUAAGAAUGUAUGUAGUAACUUGCAUCACAAGUGGUCGGCAGGAUAAACUCAGAGAGUUUUUUGAAAAAAUGACUCCAGAACUUCAAGGGCAAGCAGAAUGGAAAGAUUGGUUUGCAUUAUUGUUUUUGAAGUCUCCAGAAGAUAAUCCAACAUUCCAGUUAUAUUUUACUCGUCAAUGGCAGGAUACAAUGUUAGUUUCUUUGCAGAAUUUUCUCAGUGUGAUCUUUCAAAGCAUGAUGUUGCCUACAUUGUUAAGUUAUGAAGAAGAACUCUUGCGUCUCAGUUCCCUCCAGGAAGAAAAUGAAAAUCUUCAUCAAAAGAUUGGUACUUUUGAAAAACAGGAAGGACAAAAGCAGAUUGAUAGUUCCAUUAAUAAUUUUCAUGAAACUCCAGCACCUACUGAAUUAAUGGAUGAUUUUUAUGUGAUUGCACAAGAACCUCCUGCAGAAAGUCAAUCAAAAUCAAUUAAAACCCUCAUUAAAAAUAUUAGUAGUGGUCUUCCUGCUUCACCCAUAUUGGGUAGACGGCAUCAAAGUCAAAGUGAAUUGAGAAAACAGACAACAGAAGAAACAAUAGGAUCUCUUCCAAAAUUGAAACAGAGAUCACCUAGUAUACCAAGUCCACAACCAAUAGCAUCAACAUGUUUAACAACAAAAAAGAAAAUGCAGAUGGAACAAGAAGCAAAAAAGAAACUUCAAGCACAAACAAGUCAAGAAACUACAAAGUUUGAAGGAUUACGCUCAACUGACCAAACCACCAGGAGACCAUCACUUCCAUGUGCAGUUCCUGAAGUCAUAAGUGAAGGUAUGUCUCUGAAAGGAAACUUUCUAGUGCUAAGUCAGGAACAAUACAAAGAUCAUCAUAGUAGUAUUACACAUUGUAAAUUCAACAGUUCUGGGUCUGUUGUUGCUAGUGCUGACAUGGAUNCCCUCAUUAGAAUAUGGAAUCCCAGUCCGUCCCCACAAGCCAUAACCACAAUUGUCUCAAAGUGUAGUGUAUUGGCUCUAGAAUGGGCAACUAAGCGAGAAAGAUUACUUCUACACGGAAAUACAACUGGUCGCAUUCGAUUUUAUGACAUUAAAGAGAGAAAAAAUGUGUGUGAUAUUUCUCCUGAAACAAACAGUUUACUUAAAGAUCAAAAAAUAAUGACUCUAGUAUGUAGUCCCACAGAAGCAUUUUUUGCUUGUUCAACGAGUCCAAAUACAUCUCAUAGUAAUGAAAAAUCAGAUAGUACAACCAAUCAAAGAGGACAAUUGUUAUUGUGGGAUAUGAGAACAAUACAAUUUGAGCGUUCACUAUUGAAAGAAAGCAGCCAUACCAAUGUUAAUUGCUGUGCAUUUAAUCAUAAUGGCCAGUUGCUAAUAGCUGGCACUGUAGAUGGAAGGAUUUGCAUGUUUGAUUUGAGAGCUGGAGAAAGUAUUGCCACUUGGUCAGCACAUGAUGGAGAUGUGUUCUGUUUACAGUUCAAUCCAGACGAAACUGCAUGCUACACAAUGGGAGGUGAUGGAAAGUUUAUCCAAUGGAGUAUCAACAAAACUGGUGAUAAGAUGGCCGAAUUGGCAAUUCAUAAUGGAGCAACUGGACCAUUCAUCCUACCAAAUAAUCCUUCUGUUCAUCAUCAUCCAGUGGGAAAAUUAUUCACUUUUGAUUCUGAUGGAAGCCAUGUUCUAACAUGCGGUCCUUCUGGAGGGAUAAUUUAUAAGGAUGAGACUAAUGGAAGAAUCUCUGCUUCCAUGAGUUUGGGUGGUCACGUCUGGCCAGUAAACACGGUCGACUGGUGCACCGGCAUGGACUGUGGCACUUGCCUCACCGGUUCGUUAAAUGGGGACAUUGUCAUAUCUACAUUACUGCCACAAUAAGAUUUUUUGCAAGACUUCAUAUAUUUAUCAAUUUC
Messenger RNA from Centruroides sculpturatus (bark scorpion), 2181 nucleotides. RefSeq names its product WD repeat-containing protein 91-like. Gene Ontology annotation, biological process: early endosome to late endosome transport. Gene Ontology annotation, cellular component: extrinsic component of endosome membrane; late endosome membrane; early endosome membrane. The transcript has 17 exons. The coding region runs from base 17 to 2146 and encodes 709 amino acids. Gene Ontology annotation, molecular function: phosphatidylinositol 3-kinase regulator activity; protein binding. Lineage: Eukaryota; Metazoa; Arthropoda; Arachnida; Scorpiones; Buthidae. The record is from RefSeq and is a predicted model, not a curated record.